AUGGAGCAGAUAGUGAAGGAGAAACUGAAACAUCAAAGGGACGAGUAUGAAGGAACUAUUAAACGUCAUCAGAAAUUCAUUGAUCAGCUGAUAACUGACAAAAAGUCAUUGAAUCAGCAAUGCGAGAGCUUGAUUGAGGAAAUGAGAAUAUUGGAAGAUAGAUACUUCACUAAUACUAAGGCUAUCGAGCAUAGACACCAAGUUGAGAUGAAAAAAAUUAAAGAUAUGCAAAUUGCUAGUGAAAAAAUCAGAAGAGAAAAAUGGGUCAGUAACAGAACUCAAAAAAUUAAGGUUCAACCUCUCCUGCCAAAGGCAAUCACUGCUACCCAACUCAUACAAAACGAUGAUCUACUCAACGAACAAACUGCAGAAACGACCCGAGUGAUCGUAAAAACCCUACAUGUUUGA
Molecule: messenger RNA, 408 nt
Organism: Phaedon cochleariae (mustard beetle)
Lineage: Eukaryota; Metazoa; Arthropoda; Insecta; Coleoptera; Chrysomelidae
Source: the annotation of a GenBank genome assembly